UGAACAAGAAUUGAAACAUUAUUUUAAAUCAACUUUUCAUGUUGGUGCUCGUCGAGAAAUUGAUAGUUGCUCUUUACCAGGAAAAGGUUUUUAGGUCAAUUAAUUUGAUCACAACAAUGGCCAAAAACAAUUGUUACUCUGGGUCAAGUUUCAUUUCAGCUCAGUUGGAAAUAUUAAAUUCACUUUCUCUUAAUCAACAUUGUGAUUGAUAAAACAAUGAAAAAGAGGCAAAAUUAAUAAUUUACUGGUUCAACCCAAAAUUCAAUAAACAUCAAUUGUCUUUGUUUUCCUUUGAUAAGUAUUUGACUUUGACCACGGAAUCGGCUUCCAGGUUUUUUUCAUAUUAAAAGGUCAACCAAGAUCAAUCGAAAUUUUUCACCAUAAUCGAACAUUUUUGCUCUUCUUUUCAUUUCCCUCUCACUUUCUGGUUAGUAUUUAAACUCAAUCAUUUCUCCAGGAUGAUACUAGAUUCAAUUGUAAACGAUCAGUGAAAAGUGAAAACAAAAAUUUGCUUUGCUAUAAAAAUGAUGAAAAUGGAUGGUCACAAGUUUAUUGCCACAGUUAUCAAUGUAGCUGUGCUUUGGUCAACCCUUGAAGCUGCACCAUUGAGUGGUGAAAAAACAUCUCUGAUUGCCAAGGAAAAGUUAGAAAAUGGAAAAUCUUUACAAUUGAAUGAAACGAAAACUUCAGCUUCAUUCGAUUCGUUUCGAGUCUCCACUCCAGAGACUAAUCGUGAUGGAACCUUACUUUUAGAUUCAUACCACGAUUUCAGGUCCAACCACCAUCAUCCUCACCAUGGACACAACUAUGGUCACGGGUAUGGUCACUAUGGCCAUCACUAUCCUCACCACUAUGGAACAAGAGACGACUUUUAUCAUCAUGGCCACCAUUACAAUUAUCCCAAUCAUCACCAUGAAAUACAUCGUUCUCAUUCUUACCCAUCAGAUGAACCAGAAGUAAAUUCUGAUCGAGUGGAUUCGGUGGAUAAUGGCGAGGAAAUAACUGAUCCUGUUGUUGAUGAACCAGUCUCAAGUGAUUCACCUACAAAUGGCGAGCUUGUUGUUGACCCAGAAACUGAAGAAAACCCAGAGGCUUUGGAUGAACCAAGUGUUACAGAAAAUCCUGAAAGUGAUGUUGAAGAGAUUCCCAUUGAAGAUAUUCCCGGUGAACCAGUUAAUGGUGAAAUGGUUUCAGGCAAUUUAAGGGUUCCAAGAACUUCUCAUGGUUAUGAUCACCGUUAUCAUGACAAUUCCUUUUCUAACUCAUAUGAUCAUCGAUAUCCAAUACUGAGCCACCUUCCACCAACCCAUUUCAAGUGUUCACAUGUAAGGCAUUCCGGUUACUCGCCUAAUGUGGAAGCUCGUUGUCAAGUAAUUUUACCCGGAAAUCGUUCAGGAAAAUGGGAAAUUCUUCACUUUCUCCACAAAUCUAGUCCACAAAAGUCAAAUGCAGUUAUAUAUCUUGACCAUGGAGGUCACCAUCACGGGCAUCAUAACCAUCUUUACCCACACAACUAUCACCAUCCAAACUAUUCCCACUAUCAUCAUCACUCUCGAUACGAUCAUUCCCUUCAUCAUUACAGAAACCAUUACAAUGGCCAUCAUUACCCAAGAAGCAACUACAUUAAACGAAAAAAGUGAAAUCUUCUUAAAUCUCUUGACGCCUGAAUUGAAUAUGAACAUUUGUAUCUUGAGCUUUUUUAUCAAUCAAAA
This is a messenger RNA of Tetranychus urticae (two-spotted spider mite), 1712 nucleotides long. RefSeq lists its product as uncharacterized. The record is from RefSeq and is a predicted model, not a curated record. Lineage: Eukaryota; Metazoa; Arthropoda; Arachnida; Trombidiformes; Tetranychidae.